Messenger RNA from Monoraphidium neglectum, 906 nucleotides. RefSeq lists its product as hypothetical. The transcript has a single exon. The record is from RefSeq and is a predicted model, not a curated record. Lineage: Eukaryota; Viridiplantae; Chlorophyta; Chlorophyceae; Sphaeropleales; Selenastraceae. The coding region runs from base 1 to 906 and encodes 301 amino acids.
AUGUGCCGAGACGGCCCGGGCUGCUCCCGCAAAGUCUGCUUCUUCGCACACACGAUAGAGGAGCUCCGCACCCCCAGCGGCACGCCGCCGCCGACGCAGCCGGCGCCCGCGAUGCACCCCGGCCUGCAGGCGCACCUCUCUCAGACAGGCCAGUACGCCAGCGGCGGCCUGCCGUACGCGUGCGCGCCGCUGUCCCAGGGCGGCAGCAGCAGCUGCUUCCCGCCGACCCCUCUCGACGGCGGCGCGCCGGGCGGGCUCGUGUUUGCGGCCGCCGAGGACUACCCUGAAGGCGGGCCGGUCGCGUACAUGCACGGCGGCGGCCUCGAUUUCCCAAACAGCGCCCUCCCACGGGGCUCCCCGCUCGAGGCCGCCGCGGCGGCCGGCUACCAGUACAUCCCAGCCGGCGGGGGCGGCGGCGGGGGCGGGUACAUCGCAGUGCCGGCGCUGGGCGGGGCCAUGGGGGUGGCCGGGUACCUCCAUGCGCCCGCCGCCGCCGUCUUGGCGGCCGGGGGGCAGGCGCAGUACCGGCAGCAGCAGCAGCAGGGCGGCAUCAUGCUAAUGGGCGGGCCGCGCGGCCACCCCUCGGUCAUGAUGGUUGCAGCACACCCGGACGCUCACCACCACCACCACCACCACCAAGCGGACGCUCCGGCGGGCGCCGGCCAGGCGCACGCGCACGCGCAGGCCCAGGCGGCGGCCGCCGCGCUCGCCGCGCAGCUUUCGCUGUCUGGCGGCGGGGGCGGGCCGGGGCAGCAGUCUGGGGCGCCGAUGAUGCGGCUGGUGCCGCUUGGCGCGGACGGCGCUCAGCAGGGCGGGGUCCCCGCGCACGGCGGCUGGGUGCUCGCGCCGCAGCAUGGCGCCCGAGGCGGGGGCCACUACGGCGUGGGCGGCGGCGGCCAGUUCUAG